AUGUGUGCUUCGACUUUACAGAAAGGGGAGUAUGAUGCAAAGAAGAGAAGUGUGAAGCUAAAAAGUGAACUUGUUUGGAAUGCUUCCAAUGUUGAUUCAGAGAUACUUUAUGCGUUCAAUUUCAUCAGAGAUAUGGAACAGGGAGCCAUUAAUGCGCUUAAUGGAACAUACACCAUGAGAGUAAGUUCCUUUCAUCUGCAUUCAAUACCGUCUCAUAGACAGUUGGUAUAUCAUAUGAAUUUUCCAUUUCUGGGAUGUGAUCAGCCAUUAACGAUUAGAUUUGCUGAUCAUAAGAGACCUAAACCUGGGUAUUCCAGGUUGCUU
This is a messenger RNA of Striga asiatica, 324 nucleotides long. The record is from the annotation of a GenBank genome assembly. NCBI's taxonomy places the organism in Eukaryota, Viridiplantae, Streptophyta, Magnoliopsida, Lamiales, Orobanchaceae.